This is a messenger RNA of Monodelphis domestica (gray short-tailed opossum), 1083 nucleotides long. It is a transcript of the gene IDO2, whose product is annotated as indoleamine 2,3-dioxygenase 2. Gene Ontology annotation, molecular function: L-tryptophan 2,3-dioxygenase activity; metal ion binding; indoleamine 2,3-dioxygenase activity. Lineage: Eukaryota; Metazoa; Chordata; Mammalia; Didelphimorphia; Didelphidae. Gene Ontology annotation, biological process: 'de novo' NAD+ biosynthetic process from L-tryptophan. Gene Ontology annotation, cellular component: cytoplasm. The record is from RefSeq and is marked provisional.
GUGUGCAACCCAGCAGAAGACAUGGAGACUCAGAACAUGAAUCUGAAAAAGCCUAUGUUAUUCACUCUUGAAAAGUUUCACAUUUCUGAAGAUUAUGGUUUUAUCCUUCCGGAUCCAUUGCAGGAACUUUCCCAUUACUACAUGCCCUGGAUGGAAAUUGCCAGCAAUUUGCCUCUCAUGAUUGAGAAUCAUGAGCUCCGAGUCCGAGUGGAUACGAUGCCUCUAUUAAGCUGUCACUUCCUGAAAGGUCAUCGCGAACAAUACUUGGCCCACUUGCUGCUAAGCUGUAUUACAAUGGGAUAUGUCUGGCAGGAAGGAGAGAAGCAUAUUCCUAAGGUUUUGCCAAGAAACCUGGCCCUUCCCUUUGUGGAGAUCUCUCGAACCUUGGGUCUGCCCCCUAUCCUGGUGCACUCAGAUUUAGUCCUGACCAACUGGAAGAAAAAGGAUCCAAAUGGUCCACUGGAAAUCAGGAACCUGGACACCAUUGUAUCAUUUCCAGGAGGUGAGAGUCUGAAGGGCUUUGUCCUAGUGACUCUUUUGGUGGAGAAGGCAGCAGUGCCUGGUAUUAAGGCACUAGUUAAGGCCAUAAAUGCCAUCCUCCAGUCCAAUGAAGAUGUUCUACUUCAGGCAUUGCAGCAGCUGAGAACAUCCAUUGAUGAGAUGGCCAAAGCCUUGAGACAGAUGCAUGAUUAUGUAGAUCCAGCCAUAUUUUAUGCAGUCAUCCGGAUCUUUCUGUCUACCUUCUUGCGCAGAAUGAGGGAAUACAUGCCUCCUUCCCAUAGAGCCUUCUUAGAGGAAAUCCACUCUGCCCCUUCUCUGAAGGAGUUCAUCUUGUCAUCUAGGAGCUGCCUGCUGCAUGAAGCCUAUAACCAGUGUGUGAAAGCCCUGGCUGAACUGAGGAGCCAUCACAUCAACAUCGUGGCCAAGUACCUCCUUACUGGGGCAGCCAAGGCCAAAGAUGGGGGCUUGGACUGCCUUACAGGGCCGCCUCAGGCACUGGCAGAGAAGGGCACAGGGGGAACAGUUGUCUUCAGUUUUCUGAAAAGCGUCAGGAACACAACUCUGGAAGGAAUCAUUGACCAA